AUGAUCACGUACCGAGUGGCCCAGGCUCAAGACCUGAAAGAGCGCUUUCCCCGCACCGCAAACUACCUCGACCUGAAGGCGGACUACGAUCACAAGAACGUGUGGUUCGAGGAUCCGAACAACAAGCACAUCCUCCUAACGGCCCUCCAGUCCCGAAAGGGCUUUCCCGAAAUCGUGGUUCAGGUGGACAGCCUCCUCAACCUCCGGCGGGGUGGCAUUGGCGAGGUUGCCCCGUUCGAUCUCGUGAUCCUCGACGAGGUGGCAAGCAUCCUGGCGCACCUCUCAGCAGCAACUCUAAGGAACGGCAUGGAGACCGGCGAGCUGUUCUUGGAGAUUGUGCAGCGGGCAAGCGCGUGUUGGCCAUGGACGAUGGGUACGGGCAGCGGGAGCACGACUUCUUCCGCCUCGCAAACGUGCCUGGGAAGCUCAUCAUCAACAGAAGAAGGGCAGCGCGUGUUCGUUCCUAGAUUCAAAGACGGGCUUUUUGGUACCCGAUGCUCUCUCACGUACAUUCAGCCCACAGCGCGCUCAUUCUCUGUACCACUUCAUGCGCAGGUGCCUCUGACGUUCCGCGUCGGUCAGGACGAGAAGAAGUGGUUGGAUCGAAUCGUCGAGGACCUCGCGGCUGGCAAGAACGUGGUCGUCGUCAGCAUGUCUGCGCGAGUCCUGGACCGCAUCCGGGACCGGGUGACGUCACACCACUCGCUUGGGCUUGCAGACAGGGACAUCCUCAUCCAUAAGGCCUUGAGCGGGGGCGAAACCACGGCUCUCCUGAAGAACGUUGCAGAGAACUGGAAGGUUCGCCUGCUCAUGUACAGCCCCACCGUCAAGGCUGGCGUGAACUUUGACGUUCCUUGGUUCCAUACCAAGUUCCUCUACAUGUGCCAGAAGAGCACGACGGCUCGGGCAGCCUGGCAGGCGACGCUGCGGGGAACGACGGCUAUGGCACCGCAGGCUCCGGACGUUGACGACGACCCUGCUUUGCAGGAUGCUGAUGGGGACCGCUUGGACCAGCAAGUGGCGGUCGAUUCCCCUCUCAACCGGGCGUCCGAUUCUCAGUCUGGGGCGAAGGUCUCCUUGGGCCAACAUUUUGAGCAACUCAAGGGAUUCUUUGGCCCUCCACGGCGCGUGACCACGGCGGAGACGCUGCAAUUUUUGCAAGCCUGCAACAGCGAAGUGACGGCUGCAUGGAGGCGAGUCGCGUCAAGGACCGAGGACCCCGGCAAAGUUGUCCGGCUGAUCGAGGACGGCCCCCUCUUCCGGACGUUUGCGCAUACGGAGGCGGAGCGGCGGAACUCAGACGUGCGCCUGCUUCACGAGUUCCAACUGCAAGUCGCGCGAGCUGGCCACGUGGUGGAGGUUGAAGAACCCAAGGAGCUUUCGAAAAAGAGUAAGAAGCGGAAAGGGCUGGACGCAAAGGCGUUGAAGAUCAUUGGGGCGAGGGCGAUCGAUGCGGCAGAGUAUCAGGAGUUGAGGAGGUUGCGAGACACGAAGAGGGACAGGGGGGCGCAGAGUGUCGAGGUGAUGAGGUACGAGGCCUGCCAGUACUACGGCCUGAAGGACCUUGACGAGCACUUCUUCAAGGAGACGAAGGCCGAGUACAAGCCCCCGUUCUCAAAGAAGCUCGACUUUCUGCUGAAGGUGCUACUCGAAGGGGAGUUGCUCGAUGAGGGGGGAGUGGCUCGCCAGGGUCACGAGGUCAAGAUGGUGGAGACUGCGCGGGGGCUGCUCAAGGACAUGGGUCUGGCGCAUGCGUUCGAUGUGGGCGGUGAAAUCCGCUCGCUACUUGCAGGCGGACUCAAAGACAGGCUCCUGCGAUCGGACCUGUUCAAAGGCCGUCCCAUGCAGGUCGGUUCGAAAACCGCGAUGUCGGAGCGGCCCGUUUCCGAGAUGUUCCAGAUUCAGUUGCCAGCGCCCAGAACGGGGAAGGCUGAACUCGAUCCGGUGCAAUUGAAGGGGGUGAUAAACAGAGUGCUGGAACACAUGGGCCUGAAGGUGGGGAAGGGGAUCGAGGUGGGCCGCCCGCGACGAGGGAAGGGGAAGCAGUACGAGUCGGGGUCCGGAAAGAGCACUACAAGUACAAGCUAG
Messenger RNA from Klebsormidium nitens, 2088 nucleotides. NCBI's taxonomy places the organism in Eukaryota, Viridiplantae, Streptophyta, Klebsormidiophyceae, Klebsormidiales, Klebsormidiaceae. The record is from the annotation of a GenBank genome assembly.